AUGGCUGCGGGAAGCACCAUCUACGGGGUGUGUAGAGAGAACAUCGCUAGCCGCAGUAUGUCCCUCCCGUCAAAGCCGCCCACACCCAUGCACACCAACUUCCUGCCGGCCGACACAGAGCUACAGGACGAGAGAGACUACAUCGACAGGCUUAUGUUCCAGGACUACACGGGCGACAACUUCAACAAGAUGAUCAUGCAGAAUUUCUUUAAAGCUCGGAAACCCUGUAACAUGGGUUACGGUAUGCCCCGCCCCGAGACAAGAGAGGGCAGUGUCCAGAACCGCUUGUUCAGUCACCUGAGCCGUAAGCCCAGCGUCGUGCGAGUGCCGUCACAUAGCAGUCUCUGCAAGCAUGUCAUGUGCGAGAGUCACAAUGGUUGCAGUGGAGAGUUUUGUGAGAUCCUCGGACCCGGAUGUUGCUCCUCGUGCAUCGAGACGACCAAUCGAAGCAUCGCUGAGGAGAUUCAGAGGAGGCUGUUCCCUGAAAUUGAGGUUUCACGACGUUGCCUGGUCAAACCAAAGCUGACCAAAGUAAUGAAAGAAGGACACGUAAAGCAGGUGAGGAGAAAGCGCCUAAACGACCUCAGGCAAGCGAGCAAGGGCACAGCCAUCACCAUAGUCACACAGAAAAACACUGAAGUCUCGAAGACAGCGACUAAGUCUGCUACAGCAAAGCCAGUCAAUACCAAACUCAAACGAGGUGAUUCUAUGCAGCUUCCCCCUAUCGGAGUGCCUCAGCUGACCUUCACACCGUCUACCCAAGGCAGUCACAGAGGUUUAUAAAAAUAAUAUUUAAAAAACCCAAUUUAUUACAUUCGACAGAAUCAACAGCCUAAAGUUUGAAAUAGAUGAACUUGGGGGAAGGUGUGGGGAUGAAAGCCAUUCCGCAAUGGAAGUAUAAAGAUGUGCUUUAACAGCAUUUUAAAAAGAAGUUUGUUCAAUAUUUUUAGACUUACUGAGAAGUUGUCGUCUUUAUUUUCGAUUUCGCUGUUGAGUGAUGUCAUGACAGACUAGAGUGUUACCUUCCAUUUUCGCAAACAAGAUACUGUGCAAGAAGCAAAAUGUUGCUACGUCUCCUGUUUUUCUUCUUAUCCUAUACCCUUUUUUCAUGUGACCAUUAUGAUUCUCACGGCAAUGUCGGGGGGAAGGACGAGUACUCCGUGUUACAAAGACUAUGUCUAUAUCUUGUUAAGAAUAUGAAAAAAAUGACGUUUAAACUAAUAAAGGAGAAAAAAGAG
This is a messenger RNA of Aplysia californica (California sea hare), 1238 nucleotides long. RefSeq lists its product as uncharacterized. The transcript is spliced from 5 exons. The coding region runs from base 1 to 783 and encodes 260 amino acids. NCBI's taxonomy places the organism in Eukaryota, Metazoa, Mollusca, Gastropoda, Aplysiida, Aplysiidae. The record is from RefSeq and is a predicted model, not a curated record.